AUGGGAUACAACACCGCCGAAACAGAAUGGCCCUCGUCCAUCGAGCUGUCCGAAGCCAAAAAGGACUUCCUCGACAAGUAUUUUAACCUCUUGGACACCAACACACCGACAGCGGGUGCCGAAGUUGCGGACCUCUAUACCGAUGACGGGUACAUCAUGGGCCACGCCGGGCCUGUCCGCGGCCACGCAGAAAUCCAAAAGUCUCGCGACAAUGGAUGGAGCGUGAUCAAAACGCGGUGUCACAAGUUGAUUCGAGUCUACGCAUUCGAUUCCAGCGCGACAGACUUGCUCAUCAUCGGGUCGGCCGUUCAGGGCCUUGCGAACGGAAAAUCGGUGUCAGGUGAAUGGGCCGCCAGGAUCUGUCUCGACCAGGGUGCCGAAGACAGUGUCAAGAUCAAAUCACAUCAAGUUUGGGCGGAUUUCGGUGGUGUCCUCAAGGCAAUUCAAGAAGCGCUGGGUAGCUCUUGA
This is a messenger RNA of Exophiala spinifera, 468 nucleotides long. RefSeq lists its product as uncharacterized. Lineage: Eukaryota; Fungi; Ascomycota; Eurotiomycetes; Chaetothyriales; Herpotrichiellaceae. The record is from RefSeq and is a predicted model, not a curated record. Bases 1 to 468 code for a protein of 155 amino acids. The transcript is spliced from 3 exons.